AUGAUGUCUAACAAGUUACUACCAAGAGUUUCUGGAAUUUCUUUAAUGUAUAAAAGAUUCUAUCAGAUCCCUAGUAAAUCAAGAAAUGUUAUCCCAAUUUAUCCACCAAUAGAGAACAAAUCAGUCAAACCAGGCAUAUUACUACAAAAGAUUAGUAAAGAGGAAUUAGAUGCUCAGUUGGAUCCACAAGGUUGGCGAAGAGCCUUGAUUAAAAAACACACUCCACAGGCCAUUGAAAGUGGUGAUGUGGUCCGUGUUAUUUAUAAUCAAUCCAAGUGUUCUUAUGAUCCAUUUAUUGGGUACGUUUUGUCUAUAGAUAGAAAACAUCUGGUCCAAGAUGCUUCCAUACUUUUAAGAAAUCAAAUUGCAAAGACUAUGGUUGAAAUACGUGUUCCUAUCUUUUCUCCAUUAGUAGAAAGAAUCGAUAUCUUGAAGAAGAAUGAUGGCAAGAGAAGAAGAAAUAAACAUUAUUAUAUUAGAGAUACUAGAUUGGACGUCAGUAACUUAGAAGCUAAAUUAAGGAAAAGAAGGUGA
Molecule: messenger RNA, 534 nt
Organism: Arxiozyma heterogenica
Lineage: Eukaryota; Fungi; Ascomycota; Saccharomycetes; Saccharomycetales; Saccharomycetaceae
Gene: IMG1
Product: mitochondrial 54S ribosomal protein bL19m IMG1
Exons: 1
Coding region: 1-534 (177 amino acids)
Biological process (GO): translation
Cellular component (GO): mitochondrial large ribosomal subunit; ribosome
Molecular function (GO): structural constituent of ribosome
Source: RefSeq, a predicted model, not a curated record